UGCGGCGGAUCAGGGCCGAACAAGGAAGUCCGUGGCUGUCAGAGCUGAGCUAGAGGAAAACACAUCUCAGGAGGACUGUAACUUUCUGCUCGUCGGCUCCAGGCCGCGUCCGCUCGACACCAUGUUUAAGAAGCUGAAGCAGAAGAUCACCGAGGAGCAGUCGCCGCAGAGGAAUGCGCAGUCACCGCCGCAGGCCCAGAUGGGCUCUGGUGAGCGGCGCAGCAGCCAAACUCCGCCGUUCCAUCACGAUGGAUCACCUUCUCCCAGUGACAGAGAGGUGCUGGCUGGGAUGAUAGCAGAGCCCGCUUUUCUCUCUGAGUAUACUAUCUUUGCUCUGGACCAUUCAAAUCGACCGAAAACGGCCCAGGUAGCCAGUGUGGGUGCCUCUAAAGGACCAGUCAGGUCUCCCAGAGGCAGCAUCAAUGGCGACGGAAUUGCUUCUCCUCACAGAGAGGAGCCGCAGUCAUUUGCUCAGAAACUCCAGUUCAAAGUUCCCUCGAUGGAGUCGCUGAUUCGUGGCGGUGCCAGUCGAGCAGAAAGUCUGUUCCGCUCCCCCUCCAAAGACAACUUGGUCCGCAGCUCAUCGCGUGAGUCCCUGACUCCUUUGGGAGAGAACGAUUCCCCAGGUGCCCCCACAUACGAUCCCCCUUCAGACAUAGAGAGCGAAGCUGAGGAGCCGCAAGGAACCGCCGAGUCCCUCUCCAAAGAGCAGCUGUUGCACCGACUGUUCCAGGUGGAGAGUAGUCUCGGGAAGUACAGAGGGAAGUACUCAGAGCUGGUCACUGCGUACCGAACAGUCCAGCGAGAUAAAGAAAAAACACAGGUCAUCCUCAGUCAGAGUCAAGACAAAGCUCUCCGCAGGAUAGGGGAGCUACGGGAGGAGCUUCAAAUGGAUCAGCAGGCCAAGAAACACCUACAGGAAGAGUUUGAUGCUGUGCUGGAGGAGAAAGACCAGAGAAUCACUGUCCUCCAAACACAGGUUGCUCUGUUGAAGAAACGAGUCAAGGUGUUCUCUGAUGAAACUCUUCCGCCUGAAAAUGAAGUCCCUCAGUCUAGAGAUACUGAAGACUCUGCCUCUGCCGCACAAAGUCCUUCUAAGGAGCAAGGAGCUGAGUCUGAGGGAGAGGGCAACAGUGAUCCAGCCAAACUAAUGGAGGCUCUGCAGAAGAGAGUGACGAGACAGGAGAGCCUUCUGCAGAAGUGCAAAGAAUUGAUUCGUACACACAAGGAGCGCAGCGCCCAGCUGGGCAGUGAGAAUGAAACUCUGCAGGAGCAGCUGCAGGAAAGACUGCAGGAGCUCGAGAAGAUGAAGGAACUGCACACAACAGAAAAGACCAAGUCUAUCACUCAGCUGCGUGACGCCAAGAACCUAAUUGAACAGCUAGAGCAGGACAAGGGAAUGGUCAUUGCUGAGACAAAGCGGCAGAUGCAUGAGACAUUGGAAAUUAAAGAAGAGGAGAUUGCGCAGCUUCGCUCCAGGCUCCAGCAGACUACUUCCAAGAAAGAAGAAUUACAGGACCAAAAAGAAAAGGCUGAGAAAUCAGCAUUUGAAGAACUUGAACGAGCACUGGGUGUAGCUCAGAAGGCGGAAGAGGCCCGCAAGCAGCUGCAGGUUCAGCUGGAAGAGCAAGUGAAAAAUAUUGAAAUGGAGGGUGAAGAGGAGAGGAAGAAACUGCAGCAGGAACUCACACGAGUCAAACAGGAGGUCGUCAUCAUCAUGAAGAAAUCAUCUGAGGAGACGGUGGCUGGUUUGGAAAAACUCCACUCUGAAACUCUGGCUACUAAAGAAGCAGAGACAAAUGCCAGAAUCAGCAAAGCUGUGGAGGAAUGCAAAGCAGAGUUUGCCCAGUUAGCCAAGGAGCAGGAACAGCAGUCGUCUCUGGCUCUGGAGGAUGCCGAUUUACAGAAGACUGCUGUGAGGACGGAAGCCGAGAGCACGGUUAAAGAGUUACAGCUGGAGCUGGAAACUGCGAGAACCAGGAUACUGGAGCUAGAGAGUUCUAUGGAGAAGUUCUCAGAAGAGGGAGCAAGUCUGUCCAAUGAACUUUCCAGUCAGAUGGAUGAGCUGCAAGAUAAACUCAAGGUGCAAAUCUGCGCAUUACAGGAAAAGCACCAGGAGCAGAUGGAAAAUCACAAGUGCAUCGUCAACCAGCACCACGAUGCCGUUGUUGAGGAGCUCAAAGAAAACCACAGAGUCGAAGUGGAAACCCUCAUGAAGGAAAAAGAAAUGCAGUUCCAAGCACAUGUUGAAGAUAUGAACCAGAAAACAUUUGAGAAACUGGAUGCAAAGCAGGCAGAACUGGAGGCUCUUUCCUCCGAACACUCUGAGGCUUUGGCUACUAAACAGCUUCUGGAGGAGAAGUUGGUGGCAGCUGAAGAGGCUCAUCAUUCAGCUCGGAAGGAGCACAAGAAGAAGUUUCAGGAUCAAGCGGCAAAGCACAGUGUCAAGCUUGCAAACAUCAAACAGGAGCAUGAGCAGUCCUUCGGAGGUGUGGAGAAAACUCUGAAGCAGGAACUUAACGCUAUGCAGAUCGUUUUGAGGGAAAAGGAAAAGGAAAUUGGGGAACAUGUCCUUCGAGAAAAAACACUACAAGAACAAUCAAAUUCCAAUAUUCAGGAGCUACAUGUCAAGGUUAAGGAACUGGAGGAGCUGCAACAGAGUUUAUCACAAUCCCAGUUGGAGUACAGCAGCCUUAAAGAGUCUAAUGCACAGUUAAGUAAAAUCAUGGAGGAGCUUGAUCAGUGUAAGAAAGAUUUGGCAGAUUUGGAGCAUCAGUUGGAAGCUGCAAAGAAAGAUUGUCAACAGAAAGAAAAGUCGCUUCAAGAACAAGAACAUCAGUUACAACAGACCAAAAAAGAUAUUUCAGAGAAAGAGAAGUCAUUUACCGCAGAACUGAACACUAAGCAGGAGGAACAAACUUGCUUUAAGAAACAGCUGGAUGAAAAAAAUGCCCACGAGAAGAAGAUGAAAAACACUAUAACCGAGUUGGAAACUAAGGUAAAAUCACAGGAAACAAAAAUGGAAAAGUUCAAGCAGAAGGCCAAAGAGAUGCAGGAGAAUUUUAAGAAAAAGCUUCAGCAGAACGACGAGACCAUGAAGAAGGAGCUGGCGAAGAAGGCGACAGAGCUUCAGCAGAAAGAGCAACAAGUUCAAGAGAAAAUUCUCGAGAUGGCCCAAAAAAGCUCCCAUGGCCUGAGCACUGCAAUGACAGAGUUGCAGGCCAACCAUAAGGAGGAGGUGGAGAAGCUACGUGACAGCCACAAGCGUGGGGCUGAGGAGAUGCAGCGCCAGUGGCAGGAGAAGUUUGGGCAGCAAGAAGAGGAACUGAUGGAAAAACACUCAGUCGUUCUGCAGGAGAAGGCUCAGGAAUUGGUGGAAUUAUCUCAGCAACUUGGCAAAAGCAGAGAGGACACUGAUCAAGUUAUGUGUGAAAUGAAGGACUUAAAGGAAGAGCUGGCGAUUCGAGAAACCACCGUGCAGAAGCUGCAGGAAGAGCUUAACGAAGCAGCAGUGAAGCUGGAAAGUUUGUCCCAGGGUGAAGCGAUGUUGAAAGAGCAAAUGGAGUCAGUGGAGAGGAACCUGAAUCAGGCUAUGAAUGAGAGAAACGCCCUGCAAGACAAGCUGAGCGCAAAAGAGGAAGAGAGCAGAGAGAAGAUGAAGAGUUUGUCAGAUAAAUUGGAGGAAACCGAGACGCAGCUGAAAGCACUGGAAAGUUCCAGAUUUAAAGAAAGUGAUGACUUGCAGAAUAAAUGUGAGGAAGCUGCCCGUCAACUCCAAGCCAAGGAAGCAGAGUUCCAGCAGCAAUUAAUUAUGAUCAAUAAGCAACUGGAGAAUUACUGUCAGGAGGUUCAGUCUCAAGUGGAGUGUGGAUCUAAUGAACUCCGUCACAGAGUUGAAUGUAGGGUAAACGAGCUGAAGGACAGGCUCCUGUGUAGUCAGAGAAAGGUAGGCCAUCUCAAAAACACUAUCCUCACUAAAGCAGAUCGCAUUUGCACUUUAGAGGAGACUCUCCAUCGGCAGAUGGAGGAGAACCAGAAUCUAUGCAUUUCAUUAGAACAGACGUCUGCUCAGGUAAGUGCUCACGCAGAGCAUAUCAAAGCCUUAACAAACGUCAAGGAGAAUCAUUCUAUGUCUAUCGGUGACAAGGUUCAGAAAAUCGAGGAGCUGAGGGAAGCAAACAGAAUCAUAUCAGAUAGUAUGAAAGCAAACGAGGCGCAUAUCAGUGAUUUGGAGAGCAUCGUCAGUGACUUGAAAAAUCAGCUCGAAAUUUGCGUAAAAGAGAAGGAGGAAGCCAUAAAUCAUCUGAAGCAGCAGUAUGAAGAGGAGAGACAACAGGAGGCUGUUCAGAUGAAGGAGACCAUUGAGAGAUUGGAGCAAGAGAGGAAGUCUGCGUCGGAGCAGGCAGACGCGCUCAGGAGCAGACUGUCUGAGUACGAGAAUAAAGCAGAGAUCAAGUUCGUCCAGAAUGACAACACUAUCACGUCUCUACUGGCCCGGCUGGAAGAGCUGGAGCUUGAAAUGUCUGAAAAGAACGAGGCUCUGCGAAGCCUGACAGCAAGUAUUGACAAUCAGUCCAUCAGCAAGUCUGAGAUGGACCAGGUGUUGAGCGAGAAAGAGCAGAAACUCAGCGGACUCACCUCGGAGCUGGAGAGUUGUGUCUCCCGACUCGCCGAGCUUCAGGAGCAGCUAGCCUUAAAGUCAAAAGAGUGCGAACAACUCGCAGCAGAUCUAAAGCAGCAACACAGCAUCAGGGAGAGCAACAAAAGGGAGCUGGAGGAGCAGCUGCAGCAGACCCAGAUGCAGAGCGCUCUGAGCGGUAACUCAGAGCAGGAGAUGGCAGGGAAAUUGCACUCCCUCGAAGAAGACAACCAAAAGUGUAAACUCCUGCUUGAGAGUCAGAGGGAAGAAUUUGAAAGAAUAAAAAGCGAGAUUAUCAAGAGCAAAGAGGAGAGUCUGAAGGCAACUGCGGAGAAGUUAUCAGCAGAGAGCGCUCGGAAAGUAUCAGAGCUGAAGAAGAAAGCUGAGCAGAAAAUCGGUCAGAUUAAAAAACAGCUGACCUCACAGCUUGAGGAGAAAGAGCAGACGAUCAAAGCUCUUCAGACCAGCGUGGAGGAAAUCAAGAGCAGCGAAACGUCAGGCCAACAACAAAUAGAAACAUUAGAGGAGAGACUGAAAACUUUGGAGGAAGCUCUUGUCAAGCUUAGAGAGGAGCAGGAGAGAGAACUUGAGCAGACGCUGAGAUAUGAGAGGCUUGAGAAAGAAAAGUCUGUGGAAGAACUGAAAACCAUGUAUGAAGAGAAGUUGACCUUACUUCAGACAGAUACAGCUCAACAAGGGGAACUCAAAGAAGCUAAAUCAGCGCUGCAAGAGAUCGAAGCAAAGCUGAAAGAAGCAGAGGAGCAAAAUCAAAAUCUCCUUGCAGAAAUAAAUCAUCUGAAAGAAGAGAUGCGUGAGAGGGAAGCCCGGCUUAAUCAGCAUCAGGAAACUAUUAAACAACCAGAAGUUGUGGCUGAGAUGACGGUCGAAUGUAGCAGCGCACAGCAAACCAAGAGCGUGAUGGAAAACCAAACGCACAACCACUCUCCCCUGCAAGAAGAGGACGGCGAUUCCCUGGAGUCGCUCAAGAGCAAACUGAGUCGGGUGUCGAACGAGAAGGAGAAAAUCCACAAGGAUUUCACCAGGUUACAGAAAGACGUGCGAUUACUGAGGAAGGAGCAUGAACAGGACAUAGAGUACAUGAAGAAAGAGUUGUUAGAGGAGAACGAGAAAAACCUGAAAAUGGAGUUGGAAGAUGUGGAAAUGAAGCACAAUUCUGCCAUCAAGCAUUUAAUGAGAGAGAUCAACACACAAAUGGCCUUAAAAGAGUCGGAGCUAGAAUCGGCAGUAAAGGAAGCCAUUGGUGAGGCGGAAGAAACGAAGGCCCAGAGUGUUGAAGCAGAGCUCAUCACCAGCCACCGUGAAGAAGCCAGUCAGUUCAGGAAGGUGAUCACGCAGAAGGACGAUGAUUUGCACAGAACUGUUCAGAAAUAUGAAGAGGUCAUACAGAGUCGAGAGGAGGAGAUGGGAGACCGAGUGUGGCAGGUCCAGAAGGAAUUGGAGGAUUUGCGAGCGACUAGCCACGGCCCGGCUGAGAUGAGCUCAGAAGAACUACAGACUCAUCUCGCUGAGAAGACUACCUUGCUGAGCGAGGCUCGGCUGAAGGAGCAGGAAUUUGUUGAGAGAAUUCACUCGCUCGAGGACAAGAUUAAAUGUUUCACCCGAAAGACGGUUGUAACUCAUCUCGGGAGCACAUUCAAAGAUUCUGGUUUCAACAGCACUGAUGCUCUUUCAGAAACCACUGAGCUGGAGUACCUGAGGAAAGUGUUUUUUGAAUACAUGAUGGGACGGGAAACAAAAACAAUGGCCAAAGUGAUUACCUCCAUGCUGAAGUUUUCUCCAGAUCAAGCACAGAAGGUUUUGGAUAUAGAAGACUCGAAAACGACUCCUUGGUUACGAUGAGUUGCUGAAUAAUUUGGGUACUUUGGGAGGAGAAUCUGCUGCUGCUGCCGCUGCUGCUGAAGAUGAUGAAGGGGAAGACUGCCAUGGACCUGAUCGAGCGCUUCUCUCUGCAUUCUUGUCAUUUUAUAUCUCUGUGUGUGUGUGUGUUUGUGUGGGUGUGGCUGGGCUGCUGUAUGUGUGAAUAUAUGUAAAGGUAUGAGGGAAUUAAGAGAAAAUAUGCCAGAAACACAAAUCUUCCAUGAAUCCAGUUUUACUCUAAGAUUUAGGUUUAAUUUAUUUGUUUUAGAUGAAGAAAAAAUCAGUUUAUCUUUCUUUCAGAAUGUUUGAAUAUGGUUUGGCUUGUGCAAUAAAUUAUAUUAUCAUAAUAAUGUAUUGAUGCUGACGGUCAGUUGAUUAAUAGGUUUCUGUGUCGUGCCGUUGUCUGAAUCACUUCCUGUGUAAAACUGUAAUCGACCCUUUAACUGUGCACUCGCACCACGUUAAGAUUCUGGACCUGGUUUGUCUGACGCAGCCUUUUUAUGCUUGAUAUUCUGACACUGACAUAGAAAUCCCCCAAAAGUCACAACUGUAAAUUGUCCUGUGAUUAUGAGAACUGUACUAUAUAGGUAGGGCACUAUAUGACUUGCUAUACAUUUUCAGACUAAAAGAUUAAAUCUUAUUUACAGAA
This is a messenger RNA of Limanda limanda (common dab), 7166 nucleotides long. RefSeq names its product golgin A4 (gene golga4). The transcript is spliced from 25 exons. Bases 122 to 6499 code for a protein of 2125 amino acids. NCBI's taxonomy places the organism in Eukaryota, Metazoa, Chordata, Actinopteri, Pleuronectiformes, Pleuronectidae. The record is from RefSeq and is a predicted model, not a curated record. Gene Ontology annotation, cellular component: Golgi apparatus. Gene Ontology annotation, biological process: Golgi vesicle transport. Gene Ontology annotation, molecular function: small GTPase binding.